Rosa chinensis is the source of this 4800-nucleotide messenger RNA. RefSeq lists its product as uncharacterized. The record is from RefSeq and is a predicted model, not a curated record. NCBI's taxonomy places the organism in Eukaryota, Viridiplantae, Streptophyta, Magnoliopsida, Rosales, Rosaceae. Gene Ontology annotation, molecular function: oxidoreductase activity, acting on paired donors, with incorporation or reduction of molecular oxygen; heme binding; iron ion binding.
ACACAUCGAAGCGUUGUCUAGUGGCAUUGCACUAUCUCUUCACAAAAAUUGUGGUUGCAGUUCUAUCCUUUCUCGAUAUUGUAUGCAAUCAACUCAAGUAUAACAAUCCAAAACUCCCUGUUUCACUCUCUCUAUACUACCUGCUUCCUCUGCCUCCCAUCAUCUUAAACAGAUAUGGGGUUCCUCUACUUCAUCUGCACCUUCAUAUUUUCAGUACUCUCUCUUUUCCUAACCUUCUUCUCUUUCCUCGCACUCAGAAUCUUCACAGGCAAAUCCAUCGGAGACCCAAACUAUGCCCCUGUGAAAGGCACAGUCUUUCACCUGCUCUACUACUACAAAAAACUCUAUGACUACCAAACCCGAGUGGCCAGAGGAACCCCAACUCACCGGAUACUGACUCCGGACUUGAGUUUAAUAUACACAACCGACUCAAGAAACAUCGAACAUGUUGUCAAAACCAACUUUGCACAUUAUUCAAAAGGCGUGUUCAAUCAGGAAAUCAUGUGUGAUAUUUUUGGGCAGGGGAUAAUUAUUGUUGAUGGAGAAAAGUGGAAACACCAGAGGAAGCUUGCAAGCUAUGAGUUCUCAACCAGGGUUCUUAGAGAUUUCAGCUGUUCUGUGUUCAGAAGAAGUGCUGCAAAACUGGUGAAAAUUAUUUUUGAGUUUUCGGAUUCAAAUAGGGUUUUUGAUAUGCAGGACUUGCUUAUGAGGUGUACCUUGGAUUCUAUAUUCAAAGUUGGGUUUGGAGCAGAACUAAAUUGCUUGGAAGGGUCAAGCAAAGAAGGGAUAGAAUUCAUGAAGGCCUUUGAUGAGUCGACUGCUCUAACCUAUUGGCGCUUUGUUGAUCCCCUCUGGAAAUUGAAAAGAUUUCUCAACAUUGGUUCUGAGGCCGCCCUUAAAAAGUAUGUCAAAGUCAUACGUGAUUUUGUGCACCAACUUAUCAAGAGCAAGAGGGAAUUACUAGCUGGCCAGAAACCUGGUGAUGACAAGGAGGACAUUCUCUCACGGUUUCUCUUGGAGAGUGAAAAGAAUCCAGAGGAGAUGAACGAUAAAUAUCUAAGUGAUAUAAUUCUGAAUUUUAUGAUUGCUGGGAAAGAUACAAGUGCAAAUACACUAUCAUGGUUCUUCUACAUGCUCAGCAAGAACCCUCUAAUACAGGAAAAAGCUUCACAAGAAGUUAGGAAUGUUUUUGGUCUGAAUCAUGAAGCUAAUGUCGACGAAUUUGUGGCCAGUAUAACUGAUGCAACACUUGAACAAAUGCAUUAUCUUCAUGCAACAAUAACAGAGACCUUGAGGCUAUACCCAGCGGUUCCUGUGGAUGGGAGGUGUGCAGAGAUAGAUGACAUUCUGCCUGAUGGCUUUAGAGUAAAAAAAGGAGAUGGAGUAAACUAUAUGACCUAUGCCAUGGGCAGGAUGCCUUAUAUAUGGGGAAAAGAUGCAGAGCAUUUCCGACCUGAAAGAUGGCUCAAGGAUGGAAUUUUCCAGCCUGAAUCGCCUUUCAAAUUUGUCGCUUUUCAUGCUGGUCCUCGGAUCUGUCUAGGGAAGGACUUUGCCUACCGGCAGAUGAAGAUAUUAGCAAUGGCUCUUCUUUACUUCUUCCGCUUCAAAUUGGCCGAUGAAGCAAGAGAAGUAAACUACAGGACCAUGUUCACCCUUCACAUUGAUGGCAGUCUCCCCAUGCUUGCAGUUCGAAGGACAAUGGACUCAUAUAUACAAAAAAUGGGGUUUCUCUAUCUCCUCCUCACCCUCACACUUUCGUCACUCUUCCUCUUCCUAGCCUUCGUCUCGUUUCUCAUACUCAAACUCUACACAGGCAAGUCCAUCAAAGACCCAAACUACCCCCCUGUAAAGGGCACCGUCUUCCACCAGCUCUUAUAUUUCAACAAACUCUACGGCCACGAAGCCGAAGUCGCCAGAGAAAACCCUACUUACAGGCUACUGGCGGUGGACCACAGCGCCAUAUAUACGUGUGACCCAGGAAACAUUGAGCACAUGCUCAAAACCAGAUUUGCUCAUUACACGAAAGGGGAGUAUAACCAGACUAUUGUGAGAGAUGUUUUUGGGCAUGGGAUUUUUGCUGUGGAUGGAGAUAAGUGGAGGCAGCAGAGGAAGCUUGCGAGUUUCGAGUUUUCAACCAGGGUUUUGAGGGAUUUUAGCUGUUCUGUUUUUAGGAGAAGUGCUGCCAAAAUUGUCAGAAAGGUUUUGGAGUUUUCCGAGUCCAGUGAGGUUUUUGAUAUGCAGGAUUUGCUUAUGAGAUGCACCUUGGAUUCCAUAUUCAGAGUUGGAUUUGGUAUAGAACUGAGUUGCAUGGAGGGUUCAAGCAAAGAAGGGCUAGCAUUCAUGAAGGCAUUUGAUGAGUCAACUGCUCUGACCUACUGGCGCUAUGUUGAUCCAUUCUGGAAAUUGAAAAGAAUUCUUAACAUUGGUUCUGAAGCCACCCUUAAAAUUUAUGUCAAAGUCAUUCAUGACUUCGUGCACCAACUUAUCAGGAGAAAGAGGACAUUACUAGCUAGCCAGAAAGAUAGUAAUAACAGGCAGGACAUACUAUCACGACUUCUAUUGGAGAGCGAGAAGAAUCCAGAGGAGAUGAAUGAUAAAUAUCUAAGUGACAUAAUUCUGAAUUUUAUGAUUGCUGGGAAAGAUACCAGUGCAAAUACACUCUCAUGGUUCUUCUACAUGCUCAGCAAGAACCCUCUAAUACAAGAAAAAGUUGCACAAGAAGUGAGGGAUGUCGUUGGUCUGAAUCAUGAAGCCAACAUUGAUAUAUUUGUGGCCAAUAUAACCGAUGCAGCUCUUGAAAAAAUGCACUAUCUUCAUGCGGCAUUAACAGAGACCUUGAGGCUAUACCCAGCAGUUCCUAUUGAUGGGAGACAUGCAGAGGUAGAUGACAUUCUUCCUGAUGGCUUUAGAGUGAAAAAAGGAGACUCAAUUAACUACAUGAGUUAUGCCAUGGGCAGAAUGCCUUAUAUUUGGGGAAAGGAUGCAGAGGAGUAUAGACCUGAAAGAUGGCUCAACAAUGGAAUUUUCCAGCCUGAAUCACCAUUCAAAUUCGUCGCAUUUCAUGCUGGUCCUCGGAUCUGUCUGGGGAAGGACUUUGCUUAUCGGCAGAUGAAGAUAGUAGCAAUGGCACUUCUUUGCUUCUUCCGCUUCAAAUUGGCUGAUGAAAAAAAUGUGACCUAUAGGACCAUGUUCACCCUUCACAUUGAUGGAAGUCUUCCUUUGGUUGCACUUCCAAGGAGAAAGAUGGUUAUUCUCUAUUUCAUCUUUGCUUUCACAUGUCUGUUACUUUUCCUCUUCAUAACUUUCUUGUCUUCCCUCAUACUCAGAAUCUUCACAGGCAAGUCCAUCAGAGACUCAAGCUACCCGCCUGUAAAAGGCACCGUUUUUCACCAGCUCUUAUACUUCACCAAACUCUAUGACCACCAAACCCAAAUAGCCAGAGAAACGCCAACUUACCGGCUUCUUUCUCCUAACCACAGCUCUGUAUACACAUGUGAUGUGCGAAAUAUAGAGCAUGUCCUCAAAACCAAAUUUUCCACAUAUACGAAAGGUGCAUAUAAUGAACUUAUAAUGGGUGACACUUUUGGUCAUGGGAUAUUUGUUGUUGAUGGAGAGAAGUGGAGGCAGCAGAGGAAGCUUGCAAGUAUGGAGUUCUCGACCAGGAUUCUUAGAGAUUUUAGCUGCUCCGUGUUUAGAAGAAAUGCAGCCAAACUGGUUAAAGUUGUUCAUGAGUUUUCAGAUUCCAAUUGUUCUUUUGAUAUGCAGGACUUGCUUAUGAGAUGUACCUUGGAUUCAAUAUUCAAAGUUGGGUUUGGAAUAGAGCUGAAUUGCCUGGAGGAGUCGAGCAAAUCAGGGUUAGGAUUUAUGAAGGCUUUUGAUGAGUCAACUGCUCUGACUUACCGGCGAUAUGUUGAUCCAUUCUGGAAAGUUAAAAAAUUUCUCAACGUUGGUUCUGAGGCCAGCCUUAGAAAGUAUGUCAAAGUCAUUAAUGAUUUUGUGGACCAUCUAAUCAGGAGCAAGAGGAAAUUGCUAGCUGGGGAGAAAGCUGGUAAUGACAAGGAGGACAUACUAUCGAGGUUCCUUGUGGAAAGUGAGAAGGAUCCGGAGCAAAUGAAUGACAAAUAUCUAAGUGAUAUAAUUCUGAAUUUUAUGAUUGCUGGCAAAGAUACUAGUGCAAAUACACUCUCAUGGUUCUUCUACAUGCUCAGCAAGAAUCCUCUAAUACAGGAGAAAGUUGCACAAGAAGUGAUGGAUGUCGUUGGUCUAAAUCAUGAAGCUAACAUUGAUGAAUUUGUGGCAGAUAUAACUGAUGCAGCUCUCGAACAAAUGCAUUAUCUUCACGCUACUCUAACUGAGACAUUGAGGCUAUAUCCUGCAGUUCCCCUGGAUGGGAGAUCUGCUGAGGUAGAUGACAUUCUUCCUGAUGGCUUUAGAGUGAAAAAAGGAGAUCGAAUAACCUAUAUGGCCUAUGCCAUGGGAAGAAUGCCUUACAUAUGGGGAAACGAUGCUGAGGAUUUCCGACCUGAAAGAUGGCUCGAGAAUGGAAUUUUCAAGCCAGAGUCACCUUUCAAAUUCGUUGCAUUUCAUGCAGGGCCUCGGAUCUGUCUAGGGAAGGACUUUGCUUACCGACAGAUGAAGAUAGUAGCAAUGGCUCUUCUCUGCUUUUUCCGCUUUGAAUUGGCUGAUGAAACACAGAACGUAACCUAUAGAACCAUGUUCACCCUUCACAUGGAUUGCAGCCUCACUAUGCUUGCAGUUCCAAGGAAAUCCUUGAACAUUUCAUGAGCAAAAACAAUGUCU